Fusarium tjaetaba is the source of this 2193-nucleotide messenger RNA. RefSeq names its product pentatricopeptide repeat domain protein. Bases 1 to 2193 code for a protein of 730 amino acids. NCBI's taxonomy places the organism in Eukaryota, Fungi, Ascomycota, Sordariomycetes, Hypocreales, Nectriaceae. The transcript has a single exon. The record is from RefSeq and is a predicted model, not a curated record.
AUGCAGGCUUUGUGGUCGAGGGCCGGCCAGGUCCAUCGCUGCGGAUGUCGCGCCUGCGAAUCCGUCGUGAGCUCCCUCGGCCGGCGAGUGACAACCGCGGCUCGACCACGAAAAGUCACCUUUGCCGAUAUCUUCACAGCAUGCUACAGCUCCAUGUUUGCGACUGCCGCCAUCGUUGAUGCCGUACGAAAGGAGGACCGAAGGCAGGAAUUGGACCGGCAAUUGGAGGAAACGAGGCGUGAAUUGGCACAGCUGCAACUCCGGAACCUCGAAGCAAGCCAGACGACGAAUGGCCUUGACUCCGCCCAGAACGAAGUGACUCUACACCAGAUGGAUCAAUUAUGGGGGGCCAUCAAGAGUCUGUACACAAACCGACCAUAUAUGAAGGAGAUUUACAGACCUGCUACCAUCCGAAUCGACGAAUUCUUGAACCGAGCACAUACCGAGGAAUACGAGUGCCCCAACCAAGCAACGAUGGAUGCUCUUAGGCGUAGGGACUACAAUCACCUUGAGCAAGAGAUUAUCCGCGAAGAAACAGACGUUAGCAUCCGUCAAAGAAGCCCGUUAAAUACCAAACAGCUCCACAAUGCCGGACGAACGCUCAGUCAUCUCGUUCAACAGUUACUCAAACGCGCCAAUGCCCAUGACAAGUCGGAUCUGCCGAGCCCCAGCUUCGAUGAAGCCAUGCAACUGGCAAAUGAUAAGACUUCUUUCAGAUAUCUCGUGGAGAAUGAUCCUGAGAGGGUGAUAAAGAACCGGGUCGAUCUGAACUCUGAUCUCCGCAAAGUCGUCGGCUCAUCACUGAGCCUCAAGGAGAAGGUGGGUAGAGUGUGUUAUAAUCUGCUUGUAUCUGCAUAUCCAGCCGAUAUGCACACGUACAACACGUUGAUCGUUGCUUUUGAUAAACAUGGUUACAAGUAUCUGUCAGAGCCAGUGGUCAACUCCUUCUACUACUACCGCCGACUAAGACCAACUCCAUCAACAUUUGUCGCCAUCUUGAAUCACUACAAAAAUUCAGGCAACCAUGGUCGCUUCUUGCGCAGUCUUGCAAGUCUCGCUGGUCUCGAUGGCGAGACGGGUGCCAAACUGAGACGAAGACUGGUGGACGAAACAUAUGAUGGAGCAGUUGACGAAAGGCGCAAGAGACACAAGGUUCAGACAUGGACCCAGACGGGUGACUACUUCUGGGAGCAUGCGCCACUGGACAAGCCUCUCAUCGAGGCUGCUAUUCAAGGCCUCCUACACAUGAAGCUCUUUGAUCAGGCUGCUGAGUUCUUCGUGACGUGCAUGAAGGCCAAGGUCGUGCUCAGCACGCAUGUGAUCAGGCAGUUAUUUGAUGAGUGUAUAGUGGCUCUUGACUGGAGAUCUGCUGUGCGCCUCAUCCAAGGUUUCACUGACUGUUCAGUUACAUGGCCUUCCAUGCUUCUUGGAAGGGAUCAAGACACUUCUUACCUGAUCAGUCGGGUGCGUGUUCUUCUCGACCUAGCUGGUCUUCAAGAUGCAAGCGGCGAAGUGCCCAAAUCUACCCUCGACAAUUUGUCUAUAUCACAUUACCGUUUCUGCAAGUUCCUGAGUGAUCUGGCAAGCGCAGACUCGACAUCUCAAAUCGAUAUGCAAGGGUCAAGUGCACAGACUCGGGAUUCGGCUUCAGACCCUGUCAGCGCCUCAAAACGAAGACUACUCCAGAUCGAAGCGCUUUGGAAAGAACAAGACUUGGUUGAAAAGACGACACGCUCCAUCGAGAGCAAACUACUCUAUCCUGAAUUUUCACCUGAGUUUCGCAUGUCAAUGGCCUUCCACAUUGGAAACGCCGCGGCGGAUCAAACAGUGGAGUUGGAUGGGGAGAUCAUGGAAGUUAUGUCACAGCUUCCUCUUUCAGAACGAGUGGAGAGAGGUAUUACGGAAUGCAAGUCCUUUCAAGAUUCAAAUAUUAGCCGCGCUGAGAGCGGCAAUAUCGUUCAAGAAGUGCAAGAAUUAAGGCAAGAUACAUCAGAGGAGCAAGGUAAGGAACAAGCCGGGAGGCUUUUACGAGAUGAGGAGCUGGAUAUAAUCUCGGCUCAAAAGGCGAUACCGGUUAAGCGGAUGAAUGCGAAUGCAGCAGAGCGCACUCUGAGAGCAAGGCCAAUGCGGCUAACGGCAUGGCCUGUGACAGAGCAGCAAGUUGGAUAUUUGCAGAGGGCGAGUUUUGGUUAG